Molecule: messenger RNA, 7129 nt
Organism: Leucoraja erinaceus (little skate)
Lineage: Eukaryota; Metazoa; Chordata; Chondrichthyes; Rajiformes; Rajidae
Gene: mia2
Product: CTAGE family, member 5
Exons: 29
Coding region: 374-6763 (2129 amino acids)
Biological process (GO): protein secretion; vesicle cargo loading; endoplasmic reticulum to Golgi vesicle-mediated transport
Cellular component (GO): endoplasmic reticulum exit site; endoplasmic reticulum membrane
Molecular function (GO): protein binding
Source: RefSeq, a predicted model, not a curated record
CACAUACAUCACCUUCAUUUGGAUAUUUUAUUCCGAAUUAGUUUAGUUUUUAGUUUUGAAGGAGCCCAGUUAAUCAACUAUUGAAAUGGGCACAAAGUGUAAGUGAGUGAAAACAAAUUAAUCUGGGUUUUCUGAGGCAAUUACUUGAGAUUUAUAUUCAACGAUUAAACCAGAAGUCAAGUCAAGCAGCGGUCUCUUCUUGGUCUGGUGGAAGAGUAAAAGGUCAGAGCGUUUGGUGGGGCUCCAAGGUUUGCCAACUCCGCAGUGUUGACAGCAUCGGGUUUGCUAAGAACACGAAGAAUUCCCGAUAAUGUUCAUACGGCAUCUGGUUGCCCAAACUGUGGAAAAUAUAAAAUUGGAUGAGUAGUUCAACAUGGCGUCUGCUGCAGUCCUCAGCACUUUACUCCUGCUCUUUCUACGAUUGAAACCAAGCGAAAUGAUUUCUAAACUGUCUGAUUUAAAAGUUUGCGGGGAUCCUGAAUGUGCAAGGUAUCUGAGCAGAGUUACAGCGACAUUGGACUACACAGGACGUGAUUGCAGAUUCCUUACUUUUAGGCAUGGAGACUCCAUAUUUGUUUACUUUAAACUGACUGGGAAAAGAGAUGAUUUAUGGGCUGGAAGUAUGGGGAAGCAAUUUGGGUAUUUUCCAAAAGAUGCAGUUAAAGUUGAAGAUGUCAUGGCAUACACUGAAGUUGAACUACCAACCCAGGAGAGUGAUUUCCUUUGCCUUGAUGAAGAAAAUUACAUUGAUAAUGAAGAAAUCGAUUCAGUUAUUAAUGAUUAUGGAGAGAACUCAUUUUCAAUGCCAGACGAGAGAAAAUUGGGGCAUGAACCCAAGCCUAAUGAAUACAACCAGGUUUACGAAGGUAAUUCUGCAAAAAGAGGACCUAUGGACAAUUUAAUUGAUCUUAAUAAAACACUGGUUCAAAGAACACAUCAUGCAGCAAAGCUAGAAAAGAACUCUGAUAAAGACCAUCUUGCAAAGAGUCUAGCACAUGAUGAGAAUGUGCAAGUAAAUGAAUUUCUUUCACCAACUGAACAUCAGAACGAUUUAAGUGAUGAAAGUGUCUCCAGACAGACAGAUAAUGAAUUUGACCUAGUUAAUCUUCCUGAUACUGUGCAGAGUAAAUAUAUUGGUUUUGAAAAUGAUGAACAUCCAGGGCAGGAAAUCAGUGAAAAUUCUAAAGCAGUACCUGAGGAAUCCAACUGGAUUGGAUCUAGAAUCAGUGGGUGGUUUGGUGUGGGAAGUAAUGAGAAUGAAAAGGUUGUGGAGCCCACUGACGAGCCGAUGCAGCUAAACUCUUUUAUAAGUCGAAAAAUUCCAUUAGACUAUGAAGAGAAGACUGUAUUGUCAGAAGAGGAAAAUAAUAACAUGUAUUCUGAGGAUAGAGGAGUCCUUGGCUUGGGAAUGUCAAGCUGGAGUGAGGGUUUGUCAAAAUUGUUAAACUUCAACAGUGAUUUACCAGAAGAUGUUUUAUCUACCAAUGAAGGUGAAAAAAAGCAUCAGAAUGCAAAAUUGUAUCUGGAUGACUCAACAGAUCCAAGCAACAUAUUUGUAGCCGAGUCAGGAAACAAAAUAUCUGAACAUUCCGUAGCAGAUGAUUCCAGGCUAAAAUAUAGUCAAUCAGAAAAUAUUGACACAGAUGAAAAAAAUGUAAUGGGUCAUGUUAUAUCAUUGUUUGGUUUAAGUGACAAAUUAUGGUUUGGGCAAACCAAUAAAGCCAAGAAUUCAGACAUGACAGAAAGCACCAGGGAAGAAAAUAGCAAUGAUAAUGACAAGUCAGAAUCCUGGUGGCCUAAUUUGAAUGUAGUUAAUGAUAUCUUCAGAUUUGGUGGUGAUAAUGGGGAUCAGACAGGUAGAACCUUGGAGACACAAACUGCAGGUGGAAAUGAAAAGAAUUCAGGAGAAACAGGUGAAUCAAAUUCACCAUUUAGCCAAGGGAAUGAAAAUCAAGUUCCUUCCUUACCAGAUGAAAAUGACGCGGCUAUUAAUGAAAAUAGCAAGGAAAUGACAUUGGAUGUUGAUGGUUCAGUAUCAGGAAGGGCUUCCUUUGGUUUGAAAGAUAUAUUAAUAUAUGGUCAAACCGAUGAAGAUCUAUUUGUUUCCAGUCCACCAGAAGAAUUAACGAAAAGCAUCUUUAGGGAUGAAAAACAAAAUACCAUGAAUUCUGAGUCUGAAGAGGGUUCUCCCAUGUUGAAGUUAGUCACAAGUAGAGUUGCAUCAAUUGCUGAUUCAAUAAAAAAUGAAGAUGCAAAUCAGUCACCAAAACAAUGUCUAGAUGUGAUGGAGAGUGAUGUUACCUGUCAGUCUGAAUACUUGCAGCAAUCUGAAAAAGAAUACAGGGAAACUGAGAAUGAAAUCGCACAAUCUAUAACUGGGUUAAAAAACAACCUGGAAAGCAAAACAUCAAAGUUAGAAGAAUUACUAGAACAAAAUGUAAUACAAGAUUCAGAUUUCAUCAAUCCUAAUAUGUUAUUGACACAGGAACAUCUCCACGAGGAUCUAAGUUUGCAAGAACAUUUAAUAUACAUUUCAAAAAAUGAUCAAUCUAUUUCAGAUUAUACGAAGACUGAAAAUCUACAUUCUGGUGAAAAAGUAGGCGAACAGGGGGAUUUGCAAAACCAGGAUCUCGCCUCAGAAGUGGAACAAAUUACUAUUGUAAGUGAACAUGAUCAUUCAGCGUCAGAUAGUUUGUCUGAAGAAGAUAAAUAUUUGACGAUGCAUUCUGAAUGGGCACUGAAUAAAGAACCAGGUUCAGAAACUGCAAUUAUUACUGCAGCAGAUAAUGCAGACCAUUCAGCAUGGGACAAAUUGCAAGUUGAAGGUGAAAUUUUACAAGAUAAUCAGUGUCUGCCAGAGGAAAAAAUACAUCGUAAGCAACAAAUGCGUCAGCAAGAAGAUGUUAUACCAGCUUUGGAAUCUGAGCAGUUCAAUGUUUCAGGUAACAAUAAGCUUUUAUUCCAGACACAAACUUGCAAUGAACAGCAAAAUGUAAAUUUUGAAUUUAAUGAAAUUCCUCCCUCUAGUCAAGUUAUUCCAUCUUCGCAGAAUGACUAUGACAAAGAAGCCUUUACACCAGUUACAUAUUUAACUUCUGCAAAAGAGCAAACUUCAGAUCAUUACAGUUUGUUAACUGAGAAGGAUGAAAAACAAGAGGAAAUGUCUCAAUUAAGUGGUCACAAAGGGGUCACAACUAACAAUGUAAAUGCUCCUUCGUUAGAGAGAGAACGAUUUGAUGAAACAUGGCAAGCACAAUUUCAGCAGCAGGUUUACUAUCGGACUGGGGAUGUGACACAGGAAAAGCUAUACAGAGAUAAAAAAUCCUUGGAGCGUCAAACCUUGACAUUAGAUUCUGAAUCCAAUCAGCAUACAUCGGUUCAUAAGGAGAGCUUGCAUGGGGAAAAACCGAUCAGGAAAGAAUGUCAUCUCCCAAACUCAGCAUCUUGUGAGCUUGCUUCAGAUGCUGACUACCCCUUGUCAUCAAAAACGCACAAUGAACGAAACUUGGAAGUAAAACAAACAUCUUCUAAAUCAGAACCUCAAGAACCAGAAAAUCAAUCUGUUGAUUUCGAAUCUACUGUAGAUUCGUCAGAGGAAGUAAUAACUGCACCUGUCAUCAGUAAAACCACUGCAACAAUUGCAAAAAGUAAUCAUGUGCAUAUUUCUCACGAACUUGAAUCGACAAUUGUAGUUGUGAAUUCAUUGUCUCCUGAGGAUGCAAAUUCACCGGUAGAGCAUUCUAGUAAAUAUCAAGACAUGGACACUAAAUUUAAACCACAGCCUGUUGUCAAGGACUCCAAAUAUAAAAUAAGUGAUAGCAAUGCAGAAACUGAUUAUGCAAGUAAAGAAGGAACAAUAAAGUUGUCCACUGAAUCCAUUUCUGCAAACUUGCUGAACGAUGAAACACUAAAUUCUGAAAAGCUGAUAAUGGUCUAUGAUUAUAAAACUAAAGAGUCAAGCAAGCUAAAUGCACAAAUUAAUGCCAAUCCAGAUGCCACAGCUGAAAAUGUAAAUGGAAUCAUUUCAACAAUUAAACUUGAAACUGGUGCUGAAGACAAAUCACUACCAUCAAAAGAUGCUUUCAGUACAGAUGACAAUUUAGGCACGGGAGUUGCAAGUAAAGAAAUUCUUGAUAAAACUAUUCAAAUGAGCAAGCAUGGACAGGAGCAGAUGGAGACCAUAGACUUGGGUGUAACGGAGAAGGGCAAGCUGGACUUAGUGGUCAAAAUAACUGAUUCAGAUAAUAUGGCUGCCGAGGCUGUGGUGGAACAUAAAUUUGGAAAUCAAUUACAGAAGGAAUCAUGGGAUCUAAGAAAUGAGGAACCUGGUCACUACCAGACUGAAGAGAAAACGACAUCCUCAUUGUCCUCGGGUGAUAUUAAAAAACCAUUGGCAACUGAUGACCCAAAAGCUGAAACAUGGACUGACGAUGACAUUGAAUACGAAACAAGUGUUCAGGAAGCAGCUGGCCAUAUUUUAGGCAGCAUUGUCGAUGUCGUUUUACAGAACUUCAUUAUAAUAGUUGAUCAUUUCAAACUAAAUUCCAAUCAGACAGUGAUGGAUAUUUUGUCUGAAGACCCAGGAGCUUCUACAAUCCUACGGGGUCCUCGCACGGAGCUGUUUCUGAUUUCAUUUCUGUUGGGGAUUAUCACUGCAUUGCUGUUCAUCUACAGGACAUGCCAAGCAGUGAAAAGCAGAAGGUACUUGGAGAGAGAGAAACAACUUGCAGAAACAGUUGCUCAACUGAUUGAAGCAAAAUGCAAACUUCUAGAAAAACUGAGUAAUUGUAAGCAAAAGUACAGUGAAUUUGAAGCAUCUGUUGAAGAAGCAGCUGUUUUAAAACAAUCAACAGAAACAAAGACUUUGCAUCUUCAGGAAACGUAUGCCAAAUUGGAGCAGUCCAAUCACACACUUAGACAAUCAAUUGAUCAGUUCACACAGGAUUUAGAGAGAGAAAAACAAACAAGGUCUCAACAAAGUAAUCUGAUUACAGAAAUUCGAGGAAAUUUAAUUGCACUGGAAAAUGAAGAUCAAAACCUCAAGACCCAAGUAGAAGAGGCUAAAAAGGAAUUAAAAGAAAUUCAGGUUAAUGAUACAAGAUUCCAGGAAUUUAUUCAAGCUGAAAAAGAAGAGAAUUAUCAUCUCAAAGAAAGCAACAAACAGCUGUUCCAAGAAUCAGAAGGAUGGAACGAACGUUACAGUGAGCUGACUGAACAUAUUAACUUGAGUGUAAAAUCGCAGAAGGAUAUAAGGGAAGUUCUUGCAUGUAAAGAUAAUGAAAUAAAGUCUCUAACAGAUUGCCUUCUGAAAAUGAAAUUGUGGAGUGUAACUGAAGACAAUCCUUCAGAAGAAAUUCCAGAAGAACAACAGAAGCAAAAGAUUGAAAAUUUGAUUUAUGUUGCUAAGCUAAAUGCUAGUUUGAAAUCUGUGGAGGAAGAAAGAAAUCAGAUUCACGGCAAGUUGUCGGAUGAAAUCAACGCGAAACAAGAACUGAUGGAGCGCAUUGAAAAACUUCAGUUGGAUCAUACCUCAAUUAAAUCUGUGAAAUCUCAGUUUGAGACUGAACACAAAACCAUUCAGCAGAAGUUGAAAAUCAUGACAGAAUUGUAUCAUGAGAAGGAAAUGGAGCUUCAAAGAAACCUAACUCUGGAAGAACAUCAGCGUUUGCAGAAAGAAGAGAAACUGUCCGAAGUUGAUGGAAGAAUUAAUCAAGCAACUGAAGAACUCACUAUUUAUAGGCAACGUGCUAAAGAUCUUGAAGAAGAAUUAAUGAAAACUAUGCAGUCAUAUAAAAAUCAAAUUGUAUCCCAUGAGAAAAAAGCGCAUGAUAAUUGGCUCUCGGCUCGUGAAGCUGAACGGGAAAAUGGCAAUAUUAAAAGAGAGAAUAUUCACCUUCGACAAAAGAUAACUGAAGCUGAAUUCAAAAUCGACAUUGUUUUGAAGGAUCCCCUUGUAAUUGACGUAUCUGGAAGGCCUGGGUUAAGUGCUUCAACAUUUGUCCCACCAUACAGAGGAGGAAGUUCACCAUAUGGCCCUUCUCCAGUGGGUCGACCUGGCGCUGAUCCCAUGGGUUUUCUGUCACCUCCAUUAUUAGAUGGACCAUUAAGGUUUUCGCCUUUGUUUCCUGGGAAACCAGACUCUAAAACGAGAGGUCCAUCAGUUCAGCUAGAUCACACCGCCAAUGAAUCAACAGAUUCAGUUUCUGACCGAUUGUCUGAUCACCAUGGCCCACAGUCAGAUAGUGGUUCACUUUCUCCUGUAUGGGAAAGAGAUCGGAAGCUGUUCAGAACGCCGCCAGCUUUGAUUUGUGCAGAUGGACGCCCCAAACAGGAAAACAGCAUGCAAUCUUCAAAUUCUGCUUCAGAGAGUCAAGCCCAAGACCAAGACACAAUAAAUGCAUUGCUAAACCCAUCUCUUCUGGUGGAAGCUGACCUUGGAAUUAGACCUGGUUUUGCACCUGCCUAUCUGAACCAAGUUCCCUCUUUACAUGUUGAUCUAAGAGGUCAUGUUCCACUAAGGGGACUUCCACCAGCUCCACGUGGUGGAAUCUAUGGUCCUCUAGAGCGUUUUCCAUUACGAGCAUUUGGUUUGCCACCUCAUCCGUCCCUGGAAAUUCGACCAGGACUAUAUUUCCCACCACCUCGUCCCAUGUUCCUGCCACAUCGACCAUUUUCCAACAUUGCAGGUGGCCUCCUUCCUACACGACUUCCUCUGCCCAAUUUACCAUCAACUGAGCGCCCAUCUUCACAAGAUAAUGAAUGACUCCCCACUUGUUGAAGUGCAGGUUACACUAUUGCAUUUUUUUUUUUUAAUUGGUGUUUGUUAAAAUUGGUGGUACGCUUUAAAUAAAGAUGCGUUUUCUGAUAGUGCUGUUUGAUUAGAAUUGUACAGCAGAUUCUGGCCAUGCACUAUUUUAGUUAAAUGUAUUGUUUUUAUCCUGCCCAUUUUACUAAUGAAAUUUGUAAAUAUUUAAUUCGUUAAAUGGCAAAACAAUAUUUGAACUGCAAAAUUUUAAUUAUCAUUCAUGUGCAUGUCCAAGGUGGAGCUAAUAUUAGUUCCACUGAUGUAAAUGCAGAUUUAUUGUCCUAAGAUAAAAGGAAUGUUUGGAGAACAUUUAGAAUGUAAAAA